AGGAAAUGCAGCUUGCUCUGCUGUGCUAAUGAGUAUGGAGGGAUCUGGCAGGCAGUGCUGAGAGGAGGAUUCCAACAUUACCUGUUAAUUGGAAACAAAACAUUAAAAAAUGACUAGUUCAGAAAGCUUCUAUGGAGAGAAAAUGCAGGAGCUACAGAAACAGCUUAAUUCCGUUAAGCAGGCCAUCAAUACCAACUCCAAGGUGGUCGCCUUCAUGAACUCCCCCGUUGGACAGUACUUGGAUGAGCACCCAUUUGUGUCCCUCUCGCUUCUGGUCUUUAUAUCGUUGUCCGCAGUUCCAUUAGGCCUGUUUCUGACUGUGAUCGUUGGUACAGCAGUAAUUGCAUGCCUUGGGGUCAUAAUACUUGAAGGAAUUGUUAUAGCAGUGGGAGGAGUAACAUUACUAUGUGUUCUGUGCGGACUUGUAAUUCUGUCAUUUGGGGUAUCAGGAGUGCUCAGCAUCUCUUACUUUGCCAUAUCUAGUAUUUUGAACUACAUACACAAAGCCAGGUUAUCAAAGAACGAUUCACGCCAAUCUCAGCCCUAUUCAAAGACUGCAGAACAACAGCCUUCUGUAAAUGCUUUCAAAGACACAACUCGUGAUGAAUAG
Nanorana parkeri is the source of this 610-nucleotide messenger RNA. RefSeq names its product transmembrane protein 159 (gene LDAF1). NCBI's taxonomy places the organism in Eukaryota, Metazoa, Chordata, Amphibia, Anura, Dicroglossidae. Bases 110 to 610 code for a protein of 166 amino acids. The transcript has 5 exons. The record is from RefSeq and is a predicted model, not a curated record.